GUGGAGGAGGUGGUGGAUGCGGAGGAGGUGGUGGUGGCUGUGGCGGAGGAGGUGGUUGUGGUGGAGGAGGUGGAUGCGGAGGUGGAGGAGGCUGCGGCGGUGGUGGAGGUGGAUGCGGUGGUGGUGGAGGCGGUGGCUAUGGCGGUGGUGGCGGCGGUCCAAUUAUUAUUAACUGCGGUGGUGGAAGAGGAGGCGGUGGAGGAGGUGGUGGUGGAUGCGGUGGUGGAGGAGGAUGCGGAGGUGGUGGAGGAUGUGGUGGUGGCGGAGGAUGUGGAGGAGGCGGCGGUGGAUGCGGCGGAGGUGGAGGAGGCUGCGGUGGAGGCGGAGGAUGCGGUGGUGGAUGUGGAGGAGGAGGCGGUGGAUGCGGCGGAGGUGGAGGAGGCUGCGGUGGAGGCGGUGGAUGCGGCGGAGGUGGAGGAGGCUGCGGUGGAGGCGGAGGAUGCGGUGGUGGAUGUGGAGGAGGCGGCGGUGGAUGCGGCGGAGGUGGAGGAGGCUGCGGUGGAGGCGGAGGAUGCGGUGGUGGAUGUGGAGGAGGCGGCGGCGGAUGUGGAGGUGGUGGAGGAGGCUGUGGUGGAGGUGGAGGAUGCGGUGGCGGAUGUGGAGGAGGCGGCGGUGGAUGUGGAGGUGGUGGUGGAGGCUGCGGAGGCGGUGGUGGCUGUGGAGGUGGAGGAGGAUGCGGCGGAGGUGGUGGUGGAUGCGGAGGUGGCGGCGGAGGAUGCGGUUGCGGAAGAAGAAAACGCUUGGCCCUCUUCCAAAGAACAGUUGCAAAAUUGUCUAAAGCAUAAUCAAAUAACAUCAUUUGAAGACAUUGCCAUAAUAGACAACUUAUUUUUGCUCCUUAUUCAUUUUGUUGUUUUCCCUUUUUUAAAGCCUUAUAGUUAUUAG
Molecule: messenger RNA, 885 nt
Organism: Meloidogyne enterolobii
Lineage: Eukaryota; Metazoa; Nematoda; Chromadorea; Rhabditida; Meloidogynidae
Source: the annotation of a GenBank genome assembly